Grosmannia clavigera kw1407 is the source of this 759-nucleotide messenger RNA. RefSeq lists its product as uncharacterized. The transcript has 3 exons. Bases 1 to 759 code for a protein of 252 amino acids. NCBI's taxonomy places the organism in Eukaryota, Fungi, Ascomycota, Sordariomycetes, Ophiostomatales, Ophiostomataceae. The record is from RefSeq and is a predicted model, not a curated record.
AUGCCCAUUUCCGCAACGGUUCCAGAAUCACAGCCAGCAGCCUCCCGCUCUCGCGGCCGGGUGGCAUGGCAGGCCCCAAAGGCGACCGACAGUCCAGCCGGCGGCAGCAGUGACGACAGCAAGACUGCCGUGUCCGCGGCUCCAGAACCGACGCCCUUUCGCCGUGGCCGGACAUCUCGUCCCGAACUAGCUGUUGCGGAGCUGUUCCGGCGAGGUGACGACUUUAGCAUUUGUGGCUUUACAUCAGGAUCCAACGUCGACGAUGACGCUGAUUCCGACUCAAUGACGCAUACUUGCUGUGGGCCCGAAGACCUCACCAUCACGCUCGUUGCCCAAGCAGCAUCUUCGCAAGUCUCGUCCUCCUCGGGGACCGGUCUCACCCAGCUGGACCCCACAACACGACACAGCACCACCUCCAACAUCUUUGGCACGGCCACCCACAGCAGCACCACAUCUGCCACAGGUGCUCACUCGACGAACAAGGCCGGCGAUAAAUCUUCAAGCGGUCUCAGCCCAGGCGCCAUUGGCGGCAUCUCCGUCGGUGCGUUUGUGCUCUUGGUUGCCCUGCUGGCCAUGAUCUGGCGGAUGACCAAGAAGCGCCAGAUGUCGAACAUGGCGGCAGCGUCGCAGUCAGAUCCAUUUGGAGGCAGCGGAGGCGACUCCGGACUCAAGGGCGGACCCAUCGCCGGCGCCAUGGCCAUAGGAAAGACCGGUGGCGCCUACCGGCAGAUUCAGCAGCAGCAACAGGACCAGAUUUAG